Chara braunii is the source of this 2209-nucleotide messenger RNA. NCBI's taxonomy places the organism in Eukaryota, Viridiplantae, Streptophyta, Charophyceae, Charales, Characeae. The record is from the annotation of a GenBank genome assembly.
GCGGGAUAUAGGCAUCACCUGUACCGGAGAGAUCUGGUGUGAGGAUUGGAAAGUUCUGAAGCGGAGAUUCGGAAUGACAACGAUAGAAGUACGGGGGGUGAUUUGCCUUCUCAAGGAGGCAAAGAGACGAAUCGAAGUCGGAGGUCUGAUUACUAUCAAAGACCCGGCGGAGACUGUAUCCUUCCCUUCGAAGAUUAGGAGGGAACUCCUAUUGCUACUCACGCAACCGUGGCGUAGGAAACUACUGUGGAAGAAGGAGAACCAUGUGCUGACCCACAUGUACCAGGCGACGAGGGGAUUCGACAAGAGUACGAGACAACGAAUGAGGAAUAUUAUCUCGCGGGUUCUUAACGAGAAAGUAGGAACUAAUCUGAGGAAGAGACAUGUAAUCAGGAUUCCGUACGAUGGUAGGGUGGAUAGGAGGAGAAUUGGUGACAUAGCAAAGGGAAAGAUUGGCGAGCUUGGGAUGCAUGAUUCGAUGGCGAGCAUUGUACAAAGACACGUCCGAGUUGUCUGGAUGAAAAAACAGACAAUCGGAGACGUGCUUCACAACCAUAGAGACUACGCGCGCUCUAAUGGUAGCAUUUGCGUUUGCGCAAAUAGCCCUUUCCCUCUAGUGAAAGGAAACGUACGAUGCCGAUUAUCGGAUUUAGGAGCUCCUGAUUUUUUACUGAAUGCUAGAAAUAUCCCUCCACAACGGACUAGAGAGGUAAGGAGGGGAAUUUUGGCCGCUAUUCUCGACGGACUUGGUGAGAUCUUCAGGACUUCGGGAAAAUGCCUCACCGUCCACAUGACAGAUAUUCAAGAUUGUGUGCGUGAAAGGGAGAUUGCGCAUGAGGGCUACCUCCAACUCGUGCAAGAAUGGAAGCGGCGACUUCGGGGACUCGUUUGCAUGCCAAUGGGCCGAAAUCCCGGGGCAACGCACAUCGUGUGUCCGACGGUGUACGCAAAGGCACUUCGGGAUACCUUCUGGCAUGGAGGAAGUUUCAAGAUGUGUACCGUAUCGGCGGAUCUAGCGCUGACCACCUGCAGAAGAAGCUACGAGGAGGGAGGCUUUAAGAGUCUGAGAGCAUGGCGAAAGAAAGGGAGAUUCGGGGAUGAGUACGUUCUUCCGAAACACAAAGAUCCCGCGAGAUGGCGACCGAUCGCCCCUGCCUGGAACUCGCCCUCGAAGGUCAGAGCAAAGAAGGUUGCUAAGGCUCUGCAGUGCAUGCUCGAUAACCUGGCGAGAGGCCUGCAUUUUAACACUCACUCGUCUGAGGAUGCAAUCAAGAGACUCCAUGGCUGGGCUUCUCGUCUGGAGGAAGGACAUGGAGUGAUGUCGGCAUGCUUCGACAUCAAAAACAUGUUUGCUGAGCUACCGCACGCGGCAAUAUUGGGAUCUCUUGAUUGGAUGAUCUGGAUGAUGGGGGAGAAAGGCUACGACAGGGUGAAUGUGAACUGUCGUGGAAAGAAGCCAGGGAUGGGUAAACGAAACAGGGAUGGCCACUUUCCCGUGAAGCUUGACUGCAUCCGUCGGUGGGUCAGAUACGAGCUCGACCACUCCUACAGUCUAGCCGAGGGUGAACUGAUACAGCAGAUCCAGGGGAUCCCCAUGGGAGGCCACACUAGUCCUUCCCUCGCGUGUAUCCUCUGUGUCCAUAGCGAAGCCCAGUUCAUGUAUGAACUGGGGACACUUCGGAAGAGGGUCCUGGGUCUGAGACUCAUGGAUGAUGUAGCUUUCUUCGUCCGUUUCCAGCGAGAGAAGACUGUUACAGUCUGUCAAGCACGAGACAUCAUCGAAAAAUUGAAGGGCUGCUACCCGUCGUCCUUAUCCCUGGAACGGACGGAUGAUGACCAUGGGAUGCUCUCCUUCUUGGGGUGUAGGAUCCUCGUCGACCAGGAAGGACCGAAGAUCACUACGGUGCUACAGAUGAAGAACCAGGACUGCCUAUGCGAGGACCAACCGCUGACAUUCCAGUGCAUCCAGGACUUUAAGUCCUAUAGUGAGAAACAGACCAAGAUCUCCAUGAUCAAGAGCUAUUUGCAUCGUAUCAUGAGAUGUCCGAAUGAUGUCACACUUAGAGAUCUUCCGGUGGCCUGUCUUAGGAAAGAGCUCCGUACGAGACAUUUCCCCGUAUCUGUGAUAGACAUGACGGUGCAGUCCUUUGAAUGGGAGCAGGGGUGAGACUAGGAGGGGAACCCUCCAUCCCGUAAGAAUGGAGGUAGA